Leopardus geoffroyi (Geoffroy's cat) is the source of this 2445-nucleotide messenger RNA. RefSeq names its product monoacylglycerol O-acyltransferase 2 (gene MOGAT2). The transcript has 5 exons. Gene Ontology annotation, cellular component: endoplasmic reticulum membrane. NCBI's taxonomy places the organism in Eukaryota, Metazoa, Chordata, Mammalia, Carnivora, Felidae. Gene Ontology annotation, molecular function: 2-acylglycerol O-acyltransferase activity; diacylglycerol O-acyltransferase activity. The coding region runs from base 803 to 1675 and encodes 290 amino acids. The record is from RefSeq and is a predicted model, not a curated record. Gene Ontology annotation, biological process: diacylglycerol biosynthetic process; triglyceride biosynthetic process.
AGAAGGGCUUCUCAGUGGUAGCAGAAUGAGCAACACAACUGGAGAAGAUAAAGGGAAAGGAGAAAGGAAAUACAUCAACAGGGGAAAAGGCUGGAGGUACCUAGAAAGUGGAAAUCAGGAUAACGAGGCGUCAUGCACAGGUUGUAAUGGAACUAAGACAUUGAUUUCACCUACGAUGUGCCAGGCAUAAUUCUCCUCCUCAGCAUCUCAUGUAAUCCUCACGAUGUCUAGUGCGGUACCAGGCAUAUAGUAGGCGCUCAAAAAUAUGUCGAAUAUUAAUGUUUAAUAAAUGAACAAGCAAUUCGAAGAGAACAGUCUAUCAUCAAUCGCAUCUUACAAGAACCGGAGGCCCAGAAAGGUAAAGAAAUGUGCUCAGUGUGUCACAGCUACUAAGAGGAGGAAGGAAUCUGACUUCAAAAGCCUGAUGUAGAAGGAGGAGGGUGAUUUCCAAGAGCCCUGCCGGGAUUCUGGAAAAGGGUGUGGUGCUUGGAUGUCUCCCAGGGACUGAGAGAGGGAGGGAAGAAUGAAAGGCCAAGUGGACUGGGCUACGGAGGAGAGGGACUGGGCAUUUGGAAAGAGGUCUUCUUCUAGGAGGAUGGGCCCUGCGGGAAGGCACCAAGGCCAGCGGGCAGCAGCUCAGCCAGCAAGGGGCAGCAUCCAGGCGAAUGCACCUGGUGAGGUGGGUGGGGCAGAAUGGCACAACCUGUGAAGAAACAGCCAAGGGUCUCUGUUGAGCAGGCAGGGAUCUGAGGUGGGGGGAAAAGUGACUAAAGUGGUAUAGGGAAAGACUGGGCAGGCCGGGAUGGAUAGCGCUAACAGCCUUCCCAUAAGAAAGCAGAAAGAACCCAGCCCUGGAAGGGUGUCUGGGAUGCGGCUGGGGCGAGGGUGUGGUCUGGAAGGGGAGGGGCUGCGUGUGCGGCCUGCGAUGCAGAGAACGAGCCUCGGCCUGGCAGCUUUCGGGAAAGGCCCAGAUCUGUGUUGUCGUCUUCGUGGGCCUCCUGUUCACCAGAUUCUGGUUGUUCAGUGUCCUGUAUGCGACCUGGUGGUACCUGGACCGAGAAAAGCCACGGCAGGGGGGCAGGUCCUUCCAAGCAAUAAGGCGCUGCUUCUUGUGGAAGUACAUGAGGGACUAUUUCCCUGUCUCGGGCUGGUCACAUCAGACAAGGAGAGCGCUGCUCACAUUCUCAACAGGAAAGAAGGUGGCAAUCUGCUGGCCAUCAUCAUAGGGGGUGCCCAGGAGGCACUGAAUGCCAGGCCCGGGGCCUACACGCUGUUGUUGCGGAACCGCAAGGGCUUCGUCAGACUCGCCCUGAUGCACGGGGCUGCUCUCGUGCCGAUCUUCUCCUUCGGGGAGAAUGAACUAUUUGACCAGGUCGAGAAUUCUCCCGGCUCCUGGUUGCGCUGCAUCCAGGACCGGCUGCAGAAGAUCAUGGGUAUCUCCCUCCCGCUCUUCCAUGGCCGUGGCGUCUUCCAGUACAGCUUUGGUCUUAUACCCUACCGCCAGCCCAUCACCACCGUGGUGGGAAAGCCCAUAGAGGUGCAGAAGACGCCGCAUCCCUCGCAGGAGGAGGUGGACAAGCUUCACCGGCGCUACAUCAAGGAGCUGUGUGACCUCUUCGAAGCCCACAAGCUCAAGUACAACGUCCCCGUGGACCAGCACUUGGAGUUCUGCUGAGGGCCUCCCCAGAGGCCAGGGCUGGCGUUAGGGAGCCCAGCUGGAGGUGCUGCGAUCUGAGAAGGCUUCCUGGAGGUGUCUGUUGAGCACACGGUCACAGCCUUCCCAAAGUUCUGCAAAUCCAACCAUGCCAGGCCCCAAGUCUCAGCUGCCAGUUUGGGCAUCGCUGGUUUGCACUCCCUCUGAGAAGCCGCCGCGAGCCUCCCUCUCCUUGGCCUCCUCCUCUGUGAAUGGGAGAGGGGGCUGGUAGAGAGUGAUUUCUGAGGUCUCUAUCCCCGGUUAUAAUGUCACUCAAUAGGCAGAGAAAGAGAAUAGCAACCAGGUCUUCCUUCCUCUACCUUGAGUAACAGCACAAAAGAAGCCCCAGGCUCCAGCCCCGUCUCCUACAGGGUCCCUCAUCCUGCACCCUACAUGUUCCGUCUCCUCCCUCCCUGAGCCAGAGAGGAGGAGGUGGUCUUGAGGCCUCCGCACUCAUGCCAGGCCCCUGUGAGUUUCUGGGUCCUCUGCACUGUAGACUGGCAGCCACAGGGGCCCGAAAGGUGGAUGAGGAGAACCGUGCUCUGUCACUGGCUAUAUGACAGUGGGCAGACCUCUUCACCCUCCCUCUGAGCCUCAGUUUCCCUGACUGACUGAGAUGAACCCUGAGCCUAAGCUCUGACAUUACAUAGGCAGAGAGCUCCACGAGGCACCUCUUACUCAUUCACGGUCAUUUCAGCCCCUGACCUUGACACAGAAAGGUGGGAGAUCUCCAUAAAUGUCAGUUCAACAAA